Melampsora larici-populina 98AG31 is the source of this 2415-nucleotide messenger RNA. RefSeq lists its product as uncharacterized. The transcript is spliced from 2 exons. The record is from RefSeq and is a predicted model, not a curated record. Bases 1 to 2415 code for a protein of 804 amino acids. NCBI's taxonomy places the organism in Eukaryota, Fungi, Basidiomycota, Pucciniomycetes, Pucciniales, Melampsoraceae.
AUGGGCAGACACAGCCCUCGGCGACCUUCAUUAUCAAACGAUUCAUUAUUGCCAGUUUCUAAGAAAAAGACAACUACGACCUCCUCACCUGCCAAAAGUAACUCAACCUCACGCGAUCGUCCUAGCUCGAGGCAACAGGCUACACCUUUUCAGAAUCGAAAGGAUCCCACACAAUCUCACGGUAUCUCACUACGAGGCCUUAGAACGCUCAGCCGGCCACAGAUCAGGAAAGCCAUCUCACCAGCGGAUGCUCCCGAUGGACAUUCUCUCAAGCCACCCUCAUCGUAUACCUUACAUGACGAGGAAGUGAUCAAGCCAAGUGCCUCCAACAUGUCUACUACCAAACGACGCUUGCCGGCAAUAAAAUCUCUAACCCCGCAACAAUCUAGCGAAAAAUCAGCUGUUCCUCAAUCUACAAACCGGACCGGUCCUCUAAGGCCUCCCGGCCAAUUGAAUUCAAACCUCCGGCAUCCAUCCGCCCCUCUAUCAAUUUCCAAACAAAGGAACACGGAACCUCCUCCUAAAUCUUUUCCAUCUCAAACACCAAUUCGUAGAGUCAGCGGGAGAAAAGUCAUACCUGGAACGACUUCACAAGAUUCGGGUCUAGCAAAACAUCGACAUGUUUCGCCUACCGCUGUCACCCAAAAGAGUACUCAUAAAAGUCGCCUGCCUAUCGCUACUCCCACAACCACAGUCAAGACAAAUGCGACUAGUUCUGCUCGAGUUCGCACCUCUAUCUCAGCUGUCGAUCUGUCUUCUCAUCAGCCACAUGGCCUUCAAAAAGAGUUGACUACUAGCAGCGAGAGCCACUCAGACUCUUCUAAAAGCACUACAAGUUCAAGUAAUAUUCCUAGGAGGUCUUCCGUCAACGGCGCGUUGAAUGGAAAUCCGGAAGACUUACCACGAUCCUCCUCGUCGAGCUCUCUUGUUCGAACCACACGAAGGAAAAAGCCGCAUAGCCCAACUGAUAGUGAAUCUUCAAUGAGUGAAUCUACGAAAAUCAAUAAUUCUCUAGCUUUUGAUGAGGAAGCAAAUGAGAUUGCAGAGUCAAAGAAAGCCACUCAAUCUAUAGGGAUCAUUCUAUCUCCUGUUGCUGAAGAAUUACCUCGCCGUCCGAUGACUAGAGCAAGAUCCAAACAUCUUCUUGGAUACGAUAACCGACCGCCGUUAGAGGCCUCCAAAGAUGUCCCUAGUGUACGAAGGCGUCCUUCUCGUGUGAUGGAAUUAGCUCAGUCUUUCGAAGAUCCGACGGUAAAUUCAGGCACAUCCAGAACUCCUUCAAUCACCAAUGUUUUAUCAUCAUCCAAUAUGGGGUAUACUCCCAAUCGCAAGAGCAGCGGCGCAUUUAGCUCUGCUUCUACAGCCUCACCUCACUCUCCUAAUAUAAUGGCUCUGGCUGCUACGCUCAGUAAACAACACGUUCAACGUGAUCGCCAAAGUCGUGUUCGAUCGUCUAUCUCGGAUAUGUUACGCUACUCAACUAUGUCAACCCUUGGUACCUUGAGAUGGGAGGAUGGCGCUGGUGAUGGAUUGUUGACAGACGAUAACGAAACUGAAGCUAUGGUAGCAGAUAUCUCACUGGUAGAAUCUACACCUGUUCGACCUGAAACUGAGAAAGCUGCCUUAGCUCUUGCUACAGCUCGAUCCAAUUUCCUUAUAGUAGCCAAGGAGGAUGAGAGUUUGAAGAUGUCAGGAUAUGAUCACAAUGCGAUGAGCUCUCCAUCAAUCAGUUUGAAUCAUCGUGGAAGGUUAUCGGCCAAUUAUUCCCCUUCUCCUCUUGCAAAUGCUACUCAAGCUAGUCAUGACCCUUUUAAUCAAAAUGUCAAGCCUUCUUCGCUCUCUAAAUUCAACGGACUUGUGGCUCAGGAAGCCCAACUCGCCUUCCUAUCUGCUGAACUUGAAGCAUAUCAAACUCGGGAAGCUGAAUUACAAAGACAACUACAACAAGCUCAAACUUUGAACCAAGCCCAUUCAGCUGAAGAAAAAGAUCCAGAAAGAGAAAUACUUUUGGUAGAAGAGAUGACUCGAUUAGAAGAUGAAAUUCAUAAUAUGACAGAAGUUAAUAUCGAUUUAGAAAACCAUGUGGAUAGAGUAAAUUUUGAAAAUGAAGAAUUAAAAUCAAAAGAAGAAUUGAUGAGAAAGGAGAUUGACGGAUUGAAAGAAAAUUUGAAAGAAUUAAAGAAAGUUGAAACCAUUCAAGAAAGAAGAACAAGGAAGACUGAAGAGGUUCCUCAACUUCCAAUACCUCUGAUCUCCUUACAAAUCCAAAAGGCUCAAGAGAGUGAAAGGGUCUACUUGAAUGAAACCCAAAGUGAGAUUGAGAUUAUCAAGUCUCAAUUAAUGACACUUAACCUUAUCAAACUAUCACUGUCAUUACAAGAUUCAAUUGCAGAAGAAUUAGAUAACGCAGUAUGA